CUCACGUUGCGGGAGCCCGAGCAGUCGGACGUCACGUAAAUGGCAAAGUUAUAUCGGUCUACAACACUGGUGGAAAAAUUCAUAAAAAACUUUCACAAAACAAAAUUAACAAAGAUACGUAUCAGCAAUUAACGACUGCCAACGCGUUUCUCCGAUAGUGCAUCAGGAUUUUCACAGUAAUAUCACGAUAUUUGUUGAUUAAUUGGAGUGUUUUAAAGGGUUUUGUGCUGUCGUCGAGAAGGAUGGCGACUUGACCCUACGAAUAAUGGAACACUGUGCUCAACGCUUGCUGAUUUGAGAUUUUCUCAAAAAGGUGAUUUGUUGAACUACGAGAUGGCAGAAGUAGACCCCGAAACCCUUCUGGAAUGGCUGUCAAUGGGCCAGGGAGACGAACGAGACAUGCAGUUGAUAGCCCUGGAGCAGCUUUGCAUGCUCCUUCUGAUGUCGGACAACGUGGAUCGUUGCUUCGAGAUCUGCCCCCCCAGGACCUUUCUCCCAGCCCUGUGUCGAAUAUUUCUGGACGAGCAUGCCCCAGAUAGUGUCCUCGAGGUGACAGCACGAGCCAUUACCUAUUACCUCGAUGUAUCAGCUGAAUGUACCCGGAGAGUUGUUGCUAUGGAGGGAGCAGUAAAAGCAAUAUGUGGACGCCUGUCAGGGGCAGGUUUGGGAUCACGAGCUAGUCGUGAUCUUGCUGAACAGUGCAUCAAGGUACUUGAGCUUGUUUGUGCUAGAGAAGCUGGUGCUGUUUUUGAAGCUGGUGGAUUACCAUGUGCUUUGUGCUUCAUUCGUGAACAUGGGGCACGUGUUCAUCGUGAUACUCUGCACUCGGCAAUGGCUGUUGUUUCGAGAUUAUGUGGUAAAGUUGAACCGCAGAAUAAAACACUUCCGGAUUGUGUUGAGGCAUUGUCAACGCUAUUGAGGCAUGAGGAUGCGCAUGUGGCUGAUGGUGCACUCAGGUGUUUUGCAUCAUUGGCGGAUAGAUUUUCGCGGAGGGGAACUGAUCCAGCUCCACUAGCUUGUAAUGGAUUAGUCUCAGAAUUAUUGUACAGAUUAUCGAAUGCUGCAGGACCUGGAACAUCAGUUACAGCGACAUCCAGUAAUCCUAAGACACCACCACCAUCGACAGCAUCAUCGACGAUGCCAACAGCAGAGCCCAAGUCAUGUGCAUCUGUCUCCACGAUUAUCAGCCUCUUGUCGACCCUAUGUCGAGGUUCUCCAUCGAUAACUCAUGAUCUUCUGAGGUCUGAACUACCUGACGCCAUUGAGAAGGCCCUCAAGGGGGAUGAGCGGUGUGCAUUGGACUCCAUGAGGCUCGUUGAUCUUUUACUGGUUCUUCUGUUUGAGGGGAGGUCAGCUUUGGGACGGGGAACUGCUGGGGGACCUUCUGGGCCUCUUCUUCCUAGACUGAGGAGGCUCGACAGUGCGGGGGAAAAGUCACAUCGACAACUGAUUGAUUGCAUAAGGUCUAAGGAUACCGAUGCACUCAUCGAGGCAAUUGACUCCGGUGGGAUCGAGGUGAACUUCAUGGAUGAUGUUGGACAGACUCUGCUGAAUUGGGCGUCCGCCUUUGGAACUCAGGAGAUGGUCGAGUUUCUCUGUGAUCGGGGCGCUGAUGUCAAUAAGGGACAGAGAUCAUCGAGUCUUCAUUAUGCCGCGUGCUUUGGCAGGCCAGCGAUAGCUAAAGUACUGCUGAGACAUGGAGCUAAUCCUGAUCUCAGGGAUGAGGAUGGCAAAACACCACUGGAUAAAGCCAGGGAACGAGUCGAUGAGGGACACAGGGAAGUUGCUGCUAUUUUACAGAGCCCUGGGGAAUGGAUGUUACCACCUAAUCAGGAACAUAGGAAGGUCGAUACCGAGGUGGAAGAGAUGACUGAACCCAAGGGGGAUCCGGAAAUGGCACCUGUCUAUCUGAGGAGACUUUUGCCGGUUUUUUGUGCUACUUUUCAGAGUACCAUGUUACCCAGUGUCAGAAAGGCCAGUCUCAGUCUCAUCAGGAAGAUGGUGCAUUAUAUUCAGGCGGAACUGUUGGUGGAGACAUGUGGGGCUGAUAAAACUGCAGGAUGUGGAGCUAUGCUUGUCGAGGUCAUCGCUAAUGUUCUGGAUAAUGAGGAAAUUGAGAUUAAGUCAACGCCACCACCGCCUCCGCCUCUCAAGUCGAUCGGCCCCAAAUUGCCCUGCCUUACGUCUCGCAAGAAUACCAGUUCUCAGUACUACAUUAUCGAUAAAACGGAGGACGAGGACGGUCAUCUCAUAGUCCUACAGAUGAUCCAGGACCUGAUGACAAAGGGAAAAGACGAGUUCCUCGAGCAUUUCGCUAGACUCGGAGUCUUCUUAAAGGUCGCGGCUCUCGCUGGCCCCCAGGAGAUGACCCCAGAACCCGAGUCUGAGUCAAAUCAGUCUGGUGAGGAUCACAGGCUCGAGGAUGCCAGGGAAUUACUGGUGGGGAGGGCCUAUCACUGGCGGGACUGGUGCAUCUGCCGAGGCCGGGAUUGCCUGUACGUCUGGAGUGAUGCAGCUGCUCUGGAACUCUCCAAUGGCAGCAAUGGAUGGUUCAGAUUCAUUCUGGAUGGAAAACUCGCCACUAUGUACUCAAGUGGAAGCCCUGAAGGAGGUACUGACACCACUGGUGAGUCAUUCGAUGAAAAUGACAUUGAAAGAAGCCUGAUGAUUCUGGAACCCUAUCUGGUGCUACUACUCCGAAAAGGACGAAACACUGAGUCCCUCACAACGGAAGGUAGGUCCAUCUACGAUUCCCGUCACAAUAAUCCAUUGGCAGAAGUUAUGGCACUGCUGAAAGAAAAUCGAGGUGAGUUUCUGGAGAAACUUCAACGUGCACGCAGUCAGGUGAAGCCAAACUCAGUGAGCCAACCAGUAUUAUCACGACCUGGUGCCACUCGAUUGGUCGUGGGCAACUGGGCUUUGUCCUCACGUAAAGAGGGAGAAUUAUGUAUUCAUAAUAGUGAUGGACAACAGCAGGCGACAAUCCUCAGGGAAGAUUUGCCUGGAUUUAUUUUUGAGUCGAAUAGGGGAACUAAACAUUCAUUCACUGCUGAAACAAGUUUAGGUCCAGACUUUGCUGCAGGAUGGGCGGGAAAGCGUGGCAAGCGUCUCCGUUCAAAGAUCGAAGCGAUAAAGCAAAAAGUAAAAACCCAGGCCCAAGAGAUCUACGAGAAUUACUUCAAAGCUGCUCAGGCCCAGCCACGUGGAGUCGUAGCAAAACUAGCAGCGAUAGUCUCCCAGGUCGACAAAGCAUGCCAGAAGCAGCUCUCAGGGAACCGCGAAUGGCGUUCAGUGUUGCAAACUGCUCUUGAAGAGUUGAAAGUUCUUCUCAACGAAGAAGGUCGAGUCUCCGCCUAUGAAUUGCAUUCCAGUGGUCUCAUUCAGGCCCUCCUGAGCCUUCUAGCUGGUCCCUCUGGUCCCCAGACCCCAUCAGUUCGUGCAACAAAACUCAGACUCCAGAGAAUAGCUGUAUUCAAAACAUGUUUCCGUUCGAAGGAUACAAAUUAUGGAAAUUCAGCGAAAAUAUUAGUUCAAAAACUCGUAUCUGUCCUCGAAUCCAUUGAAAAACUUCCAGUUUAUCUUUAUGACACACCUGGAUCUGGCUAUGGGCUGCAGAUUCUCACCAGGAGAUUGAGAUUUAGAUUGGAAAAAGCACCCGGUGAAAGUGCACUCAUUGACAGAUCUGGUAGAAGUUUAAAAAUGGAACCAUUGAGUACAAUACAACAACUUGAGAAUCAUCUUCUGAAGAUGAUUGCUAAGCAGUGGCACGAUCACGAUCGAGGAACAUUUACAUUUGUUAAAAAAUUAAAAGACAGAGGUAGAAUGCAUUUUCAGUAUCAGUAUGAUUUCGACGAGAAUGGAAUACUUUACUGGAUCGGUACAAAUUCAAAGACAGCACCAGAGUGGGUUAAUCCAGGACAAUAUGGGCUAGUGGUGGUGACAUCAAGUGAUGGUAGGAGUCUACCUUAUGGCCAUCUCGAGGAUAUAUUGAGUAGAGAUCAGAACGCCCUCAAUUGUCACACCAAUGAUGAUAAGAGGGCCUGGUUCUCCAUUGACCUUGGAGUCUGGUUGAUACCCAAUGCUUACACCCUGAGGCAUGCCAGGGGCUACGGCAGGAGCGCACUCAGGAACUGGUUGUUCCAGGUCUCCAAGGAUGGAGUCAACUGGACGACUCUGUACACUCAUAUCGAUGAUUGUAGUUUGAAUGAACCUGGCAGUACUGCCACGUGGAAUUUGGAAGUUCCUGCUGAGGAGACUCAGGGCUGGAGACAUCUCAGGUUACAGCAGACAGGAAAAAAUGCCUCGGGACAGACGCAUUAUCUGUCAGUUUCUGGAUUUGAAGUCUAUGGAGAAGUGACAGGUGUUUGUGAAGAUCUGGGUAGAGCAGCACGAGAGGCUGAGGCGGGUGUUCGAAAGCAGAGAAGACUAAUCAGAACUCAAGUACUUCGUCAUCUUGUUGCUGGUGCUAGAGUUGCUCGGGGUCUUGAUUGGAAGUGGAAGGAUCAGGAUGGUAAUCCACCAGGUGAAGGCUCCAUCACUGGUGAACUACACAACGGAUGGAUCGAUAUAACUUGGGAUCACGGUGGAUCCAAUUCUUAUAGAAUGGGAGCAGAAGGAAAAUAUGAUUUGAGAUUGGUGGGCACCAGUUUUGAUGCUGAUUCGGGAAAAAGUAAAAAUGGAUCGGGUAUAUUGACAGGGAGAAAGUCCAGUUCUACACCGAGUUUACCCGAUUGUACAGAUGUCAGUUUGAGGGGAUCUGUUGCAUCUACUGAUCAAGCUGCUAGUGCUGAUAAUCUUGCUGCUAAACAAGCUGCUGAAUCCAUUGCUCAGAGUGUUCUGUCGGUAGCGAGGGCUGAGGCUGUUGUUGCUGUUACUGGUGAGGGUGGAUCCAGUAAUACAACUGGUGAACUCAGUGUUGUACUUCAUCCGAGGCCAGAGACAACUGUCAGCAGUGAUUUGGCGACUAUUGUUGAGACUUUAGCACUCAAUACUGAUUGCUCGGGGAAUAGUAAUAGUAACAGGGCCUCCAGCAGUUCGAAACCACUUUAUUCUACUGUUCGAGGGAAUAAGCCGGCUAGCGGUUUAUUGAGUCUGGAGGCAGUUGAGGUGCUAGAUCGUCUCCGUGAAGGUGCCGAUAGACUUCGUAACAACACUAACAGUUUCUUGAGUGGAGAAUUACUCGGUUUAGUACCUGUUAGGAUCUCAGUGUCUGGUGAGAGUGAAGAUAAUUCACUCAGAAUCCGCCCAGUGCCAAAGCACAAUAUAACAGCUCAAGAUGUAGCUAAUAAAGAGUGCAGUCGAGACAAGGAUGCCAGUUCGUCAUCUCAAAAUCCAGCUGGAGGAUGUCCAGUUGUUGUUACCAAUCCAAUGUCAGUGUCAGUGCCCAAUCUUGCGUGUUCUGAUGCUAAUAACACUCUGGAGCCAGUUGCUGCCACUGGUUUGCUUGAGACUUUUGCUGCCAUGGCACGAAGACGUACUCUAGGACCAUCUGGUGGCCAACAUAUUGCACCAAACUCAAACACAGGAUCGAAUCCACGUGGACCAAACUCAGUUUCGAGUCUUGUCAGGUUAGCCCUUAGUUCAAAUUUUCCUGGUGGUUUGCUGAGUACGGCCCAGAGUUAUCCGAGUUUAACGAGCAGUGGACAAGUGGCUGGAAGUGGUGUCACUACAACCACUGGUGCUGGACUUGGACAAGCACUAACAAUGUCCCUCACUAGUACCAGCAGUGAUAGUGAACAGUUGUGGCUUCAGGUCAGUCUAGAGGAUUUUCUGGAAUCCUGUGGAGGUGUCGCAGGCUCCAGUGUCUCCGGUGUUAGAACAGCAGGUGGUCCCACUCUUCUCGGAGAGCUAGAAGACGACGAUGAUGGUGUUCUCGCUGAAGAGGAGGACGAUAACGACGAAAACGAUCAGGAGGAGGACGAUGAGGAAAACGAGGAAGAGGUUGACGGUGUGGAGGGUGAUUACGAGGAAGUCAUGGUCUCCAGAAAUCUUCUCGCUGCCUUCAUGGAGGAGGAAACACCCCAGACAUCCAAAAGACGCGCCUGGGAUGAUGAAUUCGUUCUCAAACGACAGUUCUCCGCUCUCAUUCCAGCAUUCGAUCCUCGCCCAGGUCGAACAAACAUAAAUCAAACGACAGAUCUCGAAGUCCCCCCACCAGGAAGUGAUCCACAAUCAAGUACACGAGUUGGUGCCCCAACAAUGCCCCGUCUCUCCCUUUCACUGAAGGGCCCAGGUCUGCCGGAGAUACCGGACGUGGAGCUGCCACUCUCUGAUCCUCAUUCGAGUAUAUUCCAAGCUGUACAGGAGCUCAUGCAGAUGACAGAGCUGGGAACACGUCAGGAGAAACUUCGUCGUAUCUGGGAGCCAACGUACACGAUAAUCUAUCGAGAAUCCAAAGAGGAGGAGUCGUCAGGACGUGCCACUCCCAUUGUUACCCUGUACUCAGGGAAACCCACCCAAAACACGAACGCCUGCACAGUUGAGGAUGUUCUCCAAUUGUUACGUCACGUCUACGUAAUUUCAACAUCUCGUGAUGAUAAAAAAGAUGACAUAUUGACAGACGAUUCGCUAGAGUCCUGCUGGGUCCAUCCAGACGAUUUCACCUCGAAGAAAAUCACCAACAAAAUAGUCCAGCAAAUUCAGGAUCCCCUGGCCCUGGCAGCUGGUGCUCUACCCACGUGGUGUGAGGAACUCGCCAGAAGUUGUCCCUUCCUCCUCCCCUUUGAGACACGUCGUCUGUACUUCUCCUGCACGGCCUUCGGUGCAUCCAGAUCCAUUGUCUGGCUUCAGACCCAGCGUGACGCUGUCCUGGAACGUCAGAGAGCCCCUGGACUAUCUCCCAGACGUGAUGAUAGCCAUGAAUUCAGAGUUGGUCGUCUCAAACACGAGAGAGUGUCAGUUCCACGAGGUGAAAAACUCCUCGACUGGGCUGAACAAGUUCUCAAGGUUCACUCCAGUAGAAAGAGCAUUCUGGAGGUUGAGUUCGUUGGAGAAGAGGGAACUGGUCUUGGUCCUACUUUAGAAUUCUUCGCUCUGGUAGCCGCUGAAUUACAAAGGAAGGACUUGGGUCUGUGGCUCUGCGACGACGAGGAUCCCAAUCAGAUGUCCUGCCCGUCUGAUGAACAUGUCAGGCCUCCUGGGUACUAUGUCACAAGAGUCAGUGGAUUAUUCCCAGCACCUUUGCCUCAGGAAUCAGAGGAGUGCAACAAAGCUGUUAAAUACUUCUGGUUUUUGGGAGUUUUUCUUGCUAAAGUCCUUCAGGAUAACAGACUUGUGGAUUUACCGUUGUCCAGGAGCUUUUUGAAGCUCAUGUGUCGUGGUGAUAUCACUAAUAAUGUCAAUGAGAGAAUUGGACUCACUGGAAUCACUCAGGAGAGCAUGUCCAGCAGCAUGGCAAGUAGUUUUAUAUCUGAGGAAGGUGAAGAGGGGACUGGAUUGCUGGAACCCAGCCCCUGGUGGGAGGGAAUUCUCGAUGUGGAGGAUCUUGUGAUGGUCGAUCCUGUCAGGGGUGAAUUUAUCAAACAGGUCCACAUGCUCAGUCUCAAGAGGGAGAGGACCAUCAGUGAAGGGGGUGGGGACGAGGAUCCAAUGAGAAUUCAACAUCCGUCCGGUGCUUCGGUGCCUAUUGAGGAACUUGGCUUGACCAUGACUUAUUCACCUGGAUCUAGGGUAUUUGGACAUGAGAUCGUGGAACUUGUUGAUGAUGGAGCUGAUGUUGUUGUCACGAUGGAGAAUGCUAGGGAGUAUGCGGAGAUGACAGUCAAGUAUUGCUUGGAUAGUGGAAUUGCUAGACAACUGGAGGCUUUCAGAAGCGGAUUUUCCAAGGUCUUUCCGAUGGAGAAACUUCAUGCUUUUAGCCCUGAAGAGAUCAGGGCUAUGCUUUGUGGAGAACAGAAUCCUGAGUGGAGUAGGGAGGACUUGCUGAAUUAUACAGAACCGAAGCUGGGGUACACUAGGGAGAGUCCUGGCUUCCAGCGUUUCGUCAACGUUCUCCUUUCCCUGACCGGGCCUGAAAGAAAGGCCUUUCUUCAAUUUGCAACAGGCUGUUCAGCUCUCCCUCCAGGUGGUCUAUGCAACCUCCAUCCAAGACUGACAGUAGUGCGAAAAGUAGAUGCUGGCUCCGGUGGUUAUCCUUCCGUCAACACAUGUGUGCAUUACCUUAAACUCCCAGAAUACCCAACCGAGGAUAUUUUAAAAGAAAGACUACUGGCUGCGACUAGAGAGCGGGGUUUUCACCUGAAUUAAGCCAGGAUUACCCUAGUAAUUAUGAAAAUUCAAUUAUGUCUGUUCCACGGAGCAGACAGGGGGGCGGGAGGGAGGGUUGGGGGGGGGGGAAUAAAUGAUGUGUUUGUGGCACUUAAAUCAAUGUGCGAGGUUAUUGUUACGGCCUUCGAUGUUCAAAGAAUUGUCAGAAUGAUCGUGAGAAUUUAUCAAUUUAAUGUAAAGUUCUUUCGACGUGACUAAGUAAUACAGGCACUGGACAAUUGAUAGGUAAUAAAACGUAUUGGCACAUAGAUGUGGAAAAUUUCUCAAUGACAAUUACACGAAACUUCUCGUAGUCUUAUUGCGUUUUUUUUUUUUCAUUUGGAGAUUUUGAAAUGAGAAAUUUUGUGAAUUUUAGCGAAUGCUUUUUCAUUACUAUUGCCCUCUUAUGCUUUUUUUUUUAUUCUGGGAAGGGGGAGGACAUUUGUCUGUGUACGUAUUGCUACGUGAUUUUUGUAGGUGAAUUUAUUUUUUUGCUCGAUUUAGGGAAAGAUGAGACAUUUUUUUUGGAGGGAAAAAUAUUGGAAAAUGGAUUGAAAAUUUAUUGUUUAUUUUCUUGAUGAAGGCAGGAGUGUUUAUUACAGUUCAAGUUCAGUCAGAUGUUCGGUUGGAAAAUAUCAAGUUCGUCGGUGGAUGCAGCGAGGGAAAAUCGGUUUUUGAAAGUCGUUUAUUCUCUUUGAAAUCUGUAUAAAGCUUUCUACUUAAAAAAUGAACUUAAUUCUUGUUCGUUAAUUUUUUGUCGAGUAAACAUUACUCUGGAAUGUCAACUAGAGAAAUGCUGCGUUCAUUGGUGAUGAUCGAAUCGCUGGAUCGUGUCGUGAAGAUUAUUUUUUGGAAUAAAGUCUGAAUCUAUUGGUUUAGUUCCAAUAAUUGAUUGAUGAUAAUUCGCUCUGCCUAAACGUGUGAGAGGAAGUAACUGUGGUCAUUAUGAUUUUUUUUUAGAUAAAUGAAGGGAUAACGAUAGCACUGAUGCUACUGCUAAGGAUUUUCAAUUUUAUUCGCAGUCAUAAAUAAAAAUUAGUUGCUAAAUCAUGAAAUGCGACGGGUUUCAGAGAGAAAUCGAUGUGAAAAACAUUUUCACUCAUAAUUUUUCAUAAUUGAGCUGCAAAUAGAUAUAUUUGGGGUAAUUUAAGAGCAACGGAUGACUAUUUUAAAGGGCGGGGGCCUUCAACCGACGAAUAAACCACAAAAACCGUAAUAAAUGAAUAAACAUCACUAGGAGUUUCUGGCAUUUGUGAGACUAAAACAGUCGCUUGACCCCAAUUCAUCAAUUUAGUCAACUUAAUCAUUGGAUAUAUAAAAAAUAUUAAAUUAAAAUUGAACCAAAACAAGGGGAGUAUAAUGGUAAAUAUAAAUAUAUAAGAAAUGAAUAUUUUUUGUUCCUCGGUAAAUGAGUAAAUUAAUGAGACUCGUCAAGUCCACGGGCACUAUGCAUAUUUGUACGAUACGCUACUUAAUGCUCACAAGAAUGAUCAUAAAUGAAUUACAAUAAUGGAUAGAUGGGGUGAUUAUCAAUAACAGAUGAUUAAAAACAAUUCAGUAUACCUGUAUUAGCGAUUAGAUGAAGUGAAUAUAAAUGAUAUAAUAUAAAUGUGAGAGAUGAUUACUAACGAUAUCGAAGACGAAAAGAUCACUGAUGUAAUGAGGAUAAAUAAUUAGUUAAUAUUAAUUACUGUAUUAUAAAUUAUUAUUGAUUCUUGGGGGAGAUGAAAUAAAAUGAGAAAAAAAAACAUUA
This is a messenger RNA of Diachasmimorpha longicaudata, 9997 nucleotides long. RefSeq names its product E3 ubiquitin-protein ligase HECTD1 (gene Ufd4). The coding region runs from base 334 to 8244 and encodes 2636 amino acids. The transcript is spliced from 13 exons. Gene Ontology annotation, biological process: proteasome-mediated ubiquitin-dependent protein catabolic process; anatomical structure development; protein K63-linked ubiquitination. Gene Ontology annotation, molecular function: protein binding; metal ion binding; ubiquitin protein ligase activity. Gene Ontology annotation, cellular component: nuclear speck. The record is from RefSeq and is a predicted model, not a curated record. NCBI's taxonomy places the organism in Eukaryota, Metazoa, Arthropoda, Insecta, Hymenoptera, Braconidae.